AUGGCGGCCACAGCUCCGAGGAAGAGGAGGAGGAGGAAGGGAGUGAGGAAGAGGAGGAGGAGGAGGAGGAGGAAGGUGAGGCCGAAGGGCGGUACCGGCCCGGCUCCGUCUGCCGCUACUGCCGCUACUGCAAGCACUGCCGGCGCUGCUCCCGCUGCCCGUGCACCGAGGGGGACCCCGGGGACCCCUGUCCCCCCUGCCAGGGCUGUCAGCUCUGUUACCUCUGUCCCCUCCUGUGCGACACCGCCUGCCGGCCGGGCAGCCUCGUGGACGAACUCUCGGGAGCGCUGCUGCAGUCACUCGCCAAAUUCUUCGAGCCCCCCGAAGCUUGAGGGGAUUUUGGGGGGGGGGCGAGGGUUGAAGACCCCCCCCACCCCCUCCCCCACCCUGGCGCCCCCUCCCCAAAUUAUUUUGGGGGUGGGGGGGGUGGAAAUAAAAAGCUUGAAAGGACGAACGUUUCAUCAGGUCAGGGACCCUGCGGGGGGGGGGAAAUAA
This is a messenger RNA of Taeniopygia guttata (zebra finch), 495 nucleotides long. Lineage: Eukaryota; Metazoa; Chordata; Aves; Passeriformes; Estrildidae. The record is from RefSeq and is a predicted model, not a curated record.